GAUCCUUGAGUGGGCGAGAAGAGGUGGAAACGAAACCAAAACCUUUGAUGAGGAGUGUUUGCAAAAGAACCUAAAUCUCUGCAUGGCCCUAUCUUGGGUGGGGAUUUGAGCUGGGCCUUGAGCUAGCGACAGCAGCAAGAAGAUUUAUCUGAUUUUAAUUAAUACCUGGAUGAUGUUACUUCAUGAGUUGCCAGUUUCCAGUGUCACAAGAUCCCACGUGGGUAAGUGGUUUUGAAGUCAGUUCUGUUCCCCAUGCAGCCAUGUGAUGUAAUGAACGCAUUGCUCAGCAAUGCCUGGAACAAGCAUGGUUGCAGAAAUCCAUCUCUCCAAGAGAACAGCAUUUUCUCCUGCAAUUGUACAGGCACUGCAAUGAAGCUUUUCUUUUCUUUAUCUUUUUUUUUUUUAUAAAUGGUUCACUAAGACCAACAGUCACUAAGAUACUUGAUUCACCCUGUUCCUAGUCCUCAUGGAUCCUCUAGCUUUGGGUGAGCUGUGAAACCAUGAUUCCCAGGCAAAUGAGUCUCCUCUCCUGUGGUGUCUCUCAGCGUUACCUCUUUGCAUGAAAGCAAAUGACUUCCCCAGCACAUGAAGCUGUUCUGGACAGUCUGUCUGACCAUGAUCCUACUUCUUUUCUUCAGAGUACAGCAGCUGGAGAGGAAGCUUGCACCUCCCUCCAUAUCAGUGCAGCCUCUUGUUUUGAGGAGGGCUACGGGUCCCACCCUGUGCAUUAUCCCUGUUUCUCUGUGCUUUACCAUGACCUUUUGCUGAAUAUACAGUGACCCGUUCUCAGCCUGAGAUCUUCAUUCAGCUCUUCUGAUUUCUGCAACCCUAUUGAUCAUGCUUGGCUUUCACUAAUGUAUUCACGGCAACUAAUCUGAUGCAACCUUGGGAUUUGUACUUCAUGAGUUGUGCCUGGCUGUUUGAAGAGGAGGAGGAGGAGGAGGAGGAGGAGGAGGACAGCCUUCUGUCUGUGGCACUCUUCAGCCCUGCAUGGCCCUUAGGGUCCAGCUCCAGCUCUGGACCUCCACCAUGCAAAAGGGCUAGAAAAUGCCUCCUUGCUCAUGGAAAGCAAGAUCUCGAGGAAGUCGCCAGUGGGAGUGUGCGUGAAGAUUUCACAAUCUGGUCCCCCAGGAGAGCCAGCCAGCUGCCUGCUGCCUUGGGGCUGAGUUGGCAUUUCUUAACAGUGAAAGACAAGGUGGAUGUACAAAGCGCUGGAUUUCUGACAAUACGACAUAGAGUCCCUCAAAGAGGCACCUUCAGCAUGGCCCAUAACAGCCAAGCUGGUGGAAUUGAGAAAAAUGGGUCACUUUCCUCCAUCCUGUAUUGUAAGAGUGAUUUAAAGGAAGGAUCCCUGCAGUGGGUGAAAGAACCCCUCAACGGCCAGGUGCUCAUGGUGCUCAGCAUGGCCAACAACUGCUCAGCUACCUCCUUUGACAUGGAGCUUUGCGCAGAGAAACUGAAGUCCCUUGGGGUUCAGGUGGCAGCGGAUCAGUGGAGUAGGUUAAUCCAGGAUGCUGUCCUGAAGCCUGAAGUGAGACGGUACAUGUUGUACAACUCCAGGGCGUUCCAGCUAGCCAUCGCCGUGGUUUUCUACAUGUCUCUCUGGACAAACAUUUACUCCACAGUCCAGCUCUGUUCCUUCAGACGCUACUGGGAGGCCAGCGUGCUGGUGACCCUGGCUGCCGUAGCCGUCACUGUAGUUGUGAUACUGGUUAUCGACCGCCGCCAGAGGAAGAUAAAUAUGAAUACAGAUGUGAGGCUGGCAGCUGUCAAUGAAAUCUUUAUUAAACACAGUUUAAUACUGGGGAUUACAGAUGCCCUGGACGGGCCACACAACAUCCUACAACUGUGGUUUGUGCACUUCAGCCCGGAGCGCUGCCUCCAGUCCUUGUCAUCCCACAUCAUGGACCUGCAGAGGACGCGAGAGUCGGGCUUGCGGCACAGCCUGGACCAGCUCUGUGUGGUUAUGGAGGUGGCGUUUCAGCCCGACCCAGGGACGGAGGAGGAGGCUUUGCAUGAAGAGUCCCCUCUUUUAUCCAGCCGGGUGAACCUAAAUAAAGAGCCUGUGACAUGCAACGAGCUGCUCCACCUCGUGCCCGAGGGCCCGCCAGAGGUGAUGGCCCAGCAGCUCCUGGUGAUAUUCAGUGGAUGCUAUGUCCGGCUCCUGGUCACUGGCCGGCUCCCUCGGGCCGUGGCAGGGGGGCACCUGGAGCACAGCAGCGUGCCCUGUCUCUGCCAGUUUAUCGAGACCACUGUGCUCAACACACACCAGAGCUGGUUCACAGGCAGGUGACCAGAGGGGGCCGGGAAAACAUUGAAAUAAAAGCUUUCUAUACAAAACAGUGUGAAGACGCCAUGGGGCAGAGGAGAGGGCUGUAGUCACUCAUCCUGGACUUAUCUGGAUGAAUGAAUGGAGAUAUGAAUCUAAUAAAACAUGCAAGAUACCAGAAAGCUGC
This is a messenger RNA of Phalacrocorax carbo (great cormorant), 2456 nucleotides long. The record is from RefSeq and is a predicted model, not a curated record. Lineage: Eukaryota; Metazoa; Chordata; Aves; Suliformes; Phalacrocoracidae.